Sardina pilchardus (European sardine) is the source of this 4828-nucleotide messenger RNA. RefSeq names its product FYVE, RhoGEF and PH domain-containing protein 6-like. Gene Ontology annotation, molecular function: guanyl-nucleotide exchange factor activity; metal ion binding. The record is from RefSeq and is a predicted model, not a curated record. Lineage: Eukaryota; Metazoa; Chordata; Actinopteri; Clupeiformes; Clupeidae. Bases 189 to 4061 code for a protein of 1290 amino acids. The transcript is spliced from 21 exons. Gene Ontology annotation, cellular component: cytoplasm.
UCGAACAGAGAAGCAGUAGCCAACUGAAGCACAUGCGAAAUUAAUAAGGCAAGCCUAACCAUCCAUGAAAACAACACAGAAGUGAUCUCUGCCGUCUUAGCGAUGUCAAUUAGAAGCUACGUCGUUCAGAAGUAACAUUUGGAUUAUGUUUGAGACUGAAGAACUGUAAGAACAGCGGCGUUGGAACGAUGAUGAGAACAGGUGUGGAAAAACCACCUUUGGCACCCAAGCCAAAAGCCAUUCAGAAGACACCAAAAGCCAUUCAGAAGACACCAAAACCAAAACCACCACCUGUAGCACCUAAGCCAGAUGUACUUUCACUGCCUUCUUCAGUGGAGAAAAGAUUGAAGCCACCAAUUGCACCUAAACCGUGCCUUCCCCAAAAUUCCAACACGACCGCACAUGGGAAAUCUCCAGUUCUGAGGACAAAUGGUCUUCUCUCACCACAAGAGAAAUUAGGGACCACUAGUAAUGUGGGUUUGCUCAAUUCAAGGAAUGGUACACACCUGGGGCCGAAGAAACGUGAAUGGGAUUACAUAAUUCCAAUUUGUGUCUGCAGUCGGGACGAUUGUCCACAAUGCAAGCCAAAGGCGGACAGCAAACAAGCUAUUACAAAUAUUGGCCAUCCAGGAAAAGACCAGGGGAACAGGCAAAAUGAAGGCUUCAAGAAGUUUGUAUCGAGAUAUCGAACAAAAUCUGACGUGGAGCCUGACAUGCCAGAAACCAAGAAGGGCCUCAUCAGCACUACGAUUCCAAAUGGCACACGGCUUGAGAGUGUCCUUAGCAACAAUAAUCACGUGCAAAGGGCUCAGGAAGUGAUGGAGGACCAGAGCAGCCCUGUUGAGAGGCUUGAUGACAAUAACACAGCUCACAGGAACACUGCGUCUGGAAUUAAAUGCACUCCUCCUCAGAGGACCUGGAGUGAUGAGGUCAAUGGCAACGCUCACUGUCAACAGUCAAGGACUUCUGCAAAACCCUCAGACAGCUACAGAUUAGACCGGAAUCAAAUCAGAGACUCGACGGGGUGCACCCCUUCAAUCCCAGCAGCACCCCAAAAGGCCUUACCUAUUCCAGCGCCCCGCAGGCCGAGGUCACACACCCCAGAACAACAGGGUGGCACUAAAAAGUGCAAAGACGAGAUCAGAACAUCCAGUGGUAUGGAUCUCGCUGAGGCAAUGACUGAUGCAGUGAACAUCACUGCAGUUCCGAGUGAAAGCACCUCCUUAUAUGAAUCUGUUGAAACAGGCUAUGUGGAUUUGCACCUGCCAGUUCCUAUUCCUAAACAUAAAAUGGAAAACCUGGAAAAACCUGCUCCGUUUGGCCGGACAGAGAUCCCGAACGUGGCAGAGUAUUUCUAUGAAGCAACUGAAUUUUCUGUAGAUGCUGAUGACUGUGAAGUUGAGAACAGUGAGAGUCCGUGCACAGUUAUCCAACCUAAACAACUGAAGCUUACUCAUCAACUCACUGUGGCAACAAGGGUAAGGUCAGAGGAUGGAAAGCCACCAAAGACAUCCCCAGAAAAGCAACAUAGACAGCACUUGCCUACUGUCAUGUCUCAGAGUACAACGAAAGUGGAGAGCACCAUGGGAACAACUAAAGACAAUCAGAACUAUCUUAAUCCUGCUUCAAAAGAACUGGACAGUACAAAAAAGUCCAUUGGAAAGCAAGUUGCUAAUUCUAGUCCUGGCAACACAAAGGGGAAGCUGUUUGGUCAAAGCCUAAAGCCAAAAUCCAAGUCUUUCACAUCUGUGGAUCUGCUUCGCCCUGAUGGAAUCAAAAAAACCUCAUUCCGGAAGUUUCUGGACAUUAAUAUUUCUGUGAAAAAGCUGCCCAAACUUUUGACCAAACGACAGUCCAUUGAUUGUAUGUCAGUGGAAAUGGAAGAGUCUGUAGAUGGGGAUGUGGAGAGAGAGGGAAUCCCCGCUAGAAAGACCAAUCCACCCGCGAAUCGGAAGUUUUCCUGUCCAGUGAUUGGCAUGGAACAGAGUGUAGAUGGAGAGGACAUCUUUCCUGGGGCAGAAGCCGCAGUAGAGUAUGAGAACUUCCCAAUCUAUGAGGAUAUUCCAGAAUACAUGAACGUUCCAUGCUCAAAUCAUUUAGCUCCCUCCUCAGCCCCAGUGACUUGGCAGAGCUCCUCUUGGACAGACGAAGAGAAUAUAUAUGAAGAGCAGGAGCCAUAUGAGCUGAUAGGAGAGUAUGCUGAUGACACCCAAAAGCACAAUGGAUAUGAGAGGGACAGUAUUGAGGAGGAUGUGGGUCAAGGUUCUGGACUCUCUGAAGAGGAAAUCUGCCACAGUUCAGAGGAUGAGGAUGACAGGAGCUCAAGCUCAAGCAAGGGGGAUCAUGAAUUUUCUGAACACAAUCAUCACGUUGGAGAAACCAAGAAGAGCAAAGUGGUUCAUAUCGCCAGAGAAAUAAUGAGUUCAGAAAAAGUGUUUGUGGAUGUUCUGAAGCUUCUUCAUAUUGACUUUCGAGAUGCAGUGGCUAAGGUCUCUCAGCAGGCAGGAAAGCCUGUGAUUGAGGAGCGGAACCUGAAUCAGAUCCUGUACUACCUCCCCCAGUUAUAUGAGCUCAACCAGGACCUGCUUAAAGAGCUGGAGGAACGGGUAGCCCAAUGGGAUCACUACUCCCAGUUAGCCGACAUCUUUGUUAAGAAAGGGCCAUAUUUGAAGAUGUACUCCACGUAUAUUCGCGAGUUUGACAAGAAUGUGGCCCUACUAGAUGAGCAAUGUCGAAAGAACCCAAGCUUCGCUGCCGCUGUGAGGGAAUUUGAAGCAAACCCUCGUUGUGCCAACUUAGCACUGAGGCAUUACCUACUGAAACCCAUUCAGAGGAUACCUCAAUACCAGCUGUUACUAACAGAUUACUUAAAGAAUCUUACAGAAGACUCAACAGAUUACAAAGACACCCAAGCGGCUCUAAAUAUUGUUAAGGAGGUAGCCAAUCAUGCAAAUGACAUCAUGAAACAAGGGGAUAACUUUCAGAAACUCAUGCAAGUCCAGUGCAGGCUAACUGGGCACCAUGAGAUUGUUCAGCCUGGCAGGGUUUUCCUGAAAGAGGGCAUUCUGAUGAAGCUCUCAAGGAAAGUCAUGCAACCACGAAUGUUUUUCCUGUUCAACGAUGCCUUGCUGUAUACAACUCCAGUCCAGUCAGGGCAGUUCAAGUUGAACAACAUGCUUUCUCUAGCAGGAAUGAAGGUCACCAGGCCUAGUCAGGAAGGAUACCAAAAUGAACUCAACAUUGAGAGCGUUGAACGCUCUUUCAUUCUAUCAGCAAGUUCCGAAGCAGAACGAGAUGCCUGGUUAGAAGCCAUCUCUACUGCCAUUAGUGAAUAUACCAAGAAGAUGAUCACUUUCAUUUCAAGCAGAUACCAGGAAGAGGGAGAGGGCGAUGCCAGUGGGGCCUCCCUGGGCUCUAAAGCUCCUAUUUGGAUCCCAGACCCACGGACCACCAUGUGUAUGAUCUGCACCUGUGAGUUCACCCUCACCUGGAGACGACACCACUGCAGGGCCUGUGGGAAGGUGGUGUGUCAGACUUGUUCAACUAACAAGCAUCAGCUUGAUUACUUGAAGAACCAACCCGCUCGUGUGUGUGAUCAGUGCUUUGUCACGCUACAGAUGAGGACCGCAGAACUGACGCUCGGCACAGGUGGCCAAGCGCAAAGCAAUGCCUCUUCAACUGGCAAAUCCCCUGGUGCCUUCCCCUUCAGGAAGCAGAAGAGGAUCCCUGCAGCUCUUAAAGAGGUGUCCGCAAAUACAGAUGUCUCAUCGAUGAGUGGCUACCUUGAAAGGUCAAAGGGCAACAAGAAGCAAUGGAAAAGGUUUUGGUUUGUCAUCAAGGAUAAGGUCCUGUACACAUAUGCUGCGAGUGAGGAUGUUGCUGCUCUUGAGAGUCAGCCUCUUCUGGGCUUCAAGCUGAGGAUGGAGGAGAAGUCUGGCACCCUGCAGACCCUGCAGUUCAAGCUCUUUCAUAAAGACACCCUCUACCACAUGUUUAAAGCGGAUGACACCCAUGCUUUGCAGAGAUGGACCGAAGCUUUCCAAAAAGCCAUGGUCCUGUGACCUUGAUCCAAGACUCAUGGAUUGUCUCUCUGGCUCUUUAUGGUGAAUCAGUAAAUGGACAUAGCAUGGAUGUACUGUAACACUAAUACUGACAGCAAAGAGAACCUUUCAAGAGUCGGCUGAAGUCCUCCUGAAGCGUCCCAUAAACUAAUAGGUUUAAAGUGGGAACUGCUAAAUAGAUUUCCUGUAGUGUUCAGUGACUGCUUCAUAGAUUAAUGUUGUGGACUCAUGGAACCAUGCAUGUGGUAGGCUGUGCAAAUGAAAUGGAAUGAUUUUGAUGUAUGAAAACAUUUUUUACCUCCUGUGUUUAUAAGCAGGCUAACUUUUAUUUCACCAUGUACAUUCUGUAAAAUGUGUUUUAAAAUAAACUAUGGUAUUUUAGUAUCGAUGGUUCAGAUAAGAUAAUACAUUUGAUAAUACAUACAUUGUUGAAGAUGGAUCAGAACAUUUAGUUAGUUAAGCUGACACAGGGUGAUUCUAGUUAAAUGGAUAUUUCUUUCACCAUAGGUGAGAAGUGGGCUUCCUGGUCAGAUUAUUGUGAUAAUAAAUUACUCUAAGUUUUUACCCCUUCUUUUUGGGAUCACUUUCACUACUAGACAGGAUUACCCCUUUCAUGCAAGCCUAUAUGGCCAUAUUUGUUCCUAUGCACUGUAAAUAUUGUCAAUAUUUAUUUAACUUGUAUAUCAAGGUCUCGCCUUCUUUUGCAUUUGGUGCAAAUAACUUUACACAUCAUGGAAAUGUGACGAUUCAAAUAAAAGACAUGAAAA